AUGACAAUUCAUGUGGCAAUGUUUUGUGCAGUUGUUCUUCUGGUUGGUACGCAGAGUUUUGCGGCACCAUUCAAACCAUACACUAGUUGUGGUUAUGAUUUCUGUAAUUUGGGUAACCCAGAUAAACUCAAUGUUCACAUUGUGGCUCACACACACGAUGAUGUUGGUUGGCUCAAAACAAUCGAUCAAUACUACUAUGGAUCCCGCAGUGAAAUUCGUCAUCGAGGUGUUCAAUACAUCAUUGAUUCAGUAAUUCAAGCACUGCUGGAAAAUCCUGAUCGACGAUACAUCUAUGUCGAAAUGGCCUUUUUUUGGCGUUGGUGGAAUCAACAAUCAGAUGACAUGCAUAACACAGUUAGACAACUCGUCAAUGAGGGUCGUCUCGAGUUCAUCUCAGGUGGUUGGUCGAUGCAUGAUGAGGGAGCAACACAUUAUAAUUCAAUUAUUGAUCAACAUAGUUUAGGUGCUGAGUUCUUGCGUGAUCAGUUCGGUGAUUGUGCUCGACCAAAAAUUGGCUGGCAAAUCGAUCCGUUUGGUCAUUCGCGAGAAGUAGCUUCACUUUUUGCACAGAUGGGUUUUGAUGGUCUUUUUUUCGGACGAGCUGACUAUCAAGAUAUUGCAAAACGAAACAUGACAAAAACUAUGGAAAUGAUCUGGAAAGGAAGCGUGAACUUAAAUCGUCAGGGUUGGCUGUUUACGGGUAUUCUACCACAUGGAUACGAUGCACCAGAUUCGUUCUGUUUUGAUAUUCUCUGUACAGAUGCGCCGAUCAUGGAUGAUGCUCGUUUGUAUGAUUACAAUGUUCCUGAACGUGUUCAAGCAUUUAUCAAUGUUGCACACAAUGAGGCUAUCAGUUAUACAACAAAUCAUAUAAUCAUGACCUUUGGUAGCGACUUUCACGAUCAGAAUGCUAAUGAGAAAUUCAAAAAUUUGGACAAAUUGAUUAAAUAUGUCAAUGCUCAGCAAGAGAAUGGUAGUAAUGUCAAUGUUUUCUACUCGACACCAUCAUGUUAUUUGUAUGCUUUAAAUAAAGCCAACAAACAAUGGACAUCGAAAACGGAUGAUUUCUUUCCAUAUGCCACUCAUUCACAUGGCUUCUGGACAGGCUACUUCACUUCACGAGCUACUUUCAAAGGUUAUGAACGUUAUUCAAACAAUAUUCUUCAAGUUACACGUCAAUUGAAUGCAUUUUCACAGAGCAAUCGACGCAACACUAUUUUCUAUCUGAGUGAAGCUAUGGGCGUUGCUCAACAUCAUGAUGCCAUUAGUGGAACAGAGAGGCAACAUGUCGCUAAUGAUUAUGUACAACGAUUAUCGUAUGGCAUCGACAGAACAGUGGAUGUUAUCAAUGAUGCCUAUAAUAAACUCUUACUUAAAGAAGGUCAAACGCUACCUGUAGCACGACAAUUUCUCUGUUCGCUUUCAAACAUCAGUGAAUGCCUACCGAUUGAAGGACAAGAUCGAUUCACUUUGACACUCUGGAAUCCAACCAUUCAUCCAGUAACAAUUCAUCCGCAUGUACCAGUCACUCGAGAAUAUUUGAUUCGUGAUCCAAUGGGCAAUUUAGUUUCAGCUGAAUAUCUUCCAAUUUCAGACAUGACAAAAACGAUUCCUGGUCGAAUAAGUACUGCUCAAAAUCAAUAUAUCUUCAAAGCAUUAUUACCUGCACUUGGCUACAACACCUACUAUUUCGAAGCCAGAACUGAUGAGCAGGGCAACGUACACAAGCAAGUGACAAUGACACAAAAUGAAAUGUGUAUUCUACAAAACGAACAUCUGCGAGUGGAAUUCGAUGAUCAAGGCAAUUUACAACAGAUUAUCAAUUUAGAGAAGAAUUUGACGCUACCAUUUACUAGUCAGGGCUUCUAUUGGUACUCAAGCUUUCCAAGCAACAGUUCUGAAGGAUUUCAAGCAUCUGGUGCCUAUAUGUUUCGACCAUGGAACUCUCAUGCACAACCAGUAAGCAGCCAACGUAUCAUAAAUUGUACAAAAACAAAAAUAGUACAAUCAGCAUUCAUUGUUUUCAACGAAUGGGCUACUCAACAGAUCACUCUAUAUCCAGAGGCAUUAUUUGUUGAAAUCGAAUGGACACUAGGACCGAUUCCUAUUGACGAUGGUAUUGGGAAAGAGAUCAUUAUUCGUUAUGAUACCAACAUCAAUAGUGCAUCAAAAUAUUAUACAGAUGCUAAUGGACGUGAAGUACUUGAACGUAUUCGUGAUUAUCGACCUACAUGGAAUUAUUCGAGUGAUGAACCAAUAAGUGGUAACUAUUAUCCAAUCAAUAGUCGCAUCUGGAUUCGAGAUAAUCAAAGUCAGUUGACUGUACUCACUGAUCGAUCAGAAGGUGGUGGAAGUAUGCACGAUGGUUCCAUCGAAAUUAUGCUUCAUCGUCGGAUUCUCUACACCGAUGGAAUUAGUCUCAAUGAACCAUUGAAUGAAACAGCCUAUAGCAAAGGUCUUGUUGUUCGUGGUAGACAUCAUCUUUUUGUUGAACCACCUACCAAUAGUGCUCGCAUGCAUCGAAUCGGUGCUCAACAAUUGUUCAUGUAUCCUCUAACUACAUAUUCACUGCCUGAUACAUCAUCUUACACAAACUACUCGAUGAGUUAUCGUCAAACAUGGUCGGCUUUAUCAGACACAAUGCCACUCAAUGUCCAUCUCUUGACAUUCGAUCAAUUAAGUUCAGAAGAGUAUCUCGUUCGUCUUGAACAUUAUUUUGAAUUGAAUGAAGAUGAGAUAUAUUCGCAACCAGUCACUAUUGAUUUACAGGUCUUAUUUGUCACUAUGGGCACGAUUGUUAAUAUGCAGGAAUUGAUACUCAGUGCCAAUUUACCUUUGUCUGACUUGCAUCGAUUAGAGUGGAUAACUAAUAAUGGCGAAUCAUCAUAUGUCGAUAUGUCGAAACAAGGUUCGUUGCAAGAGACAAUGAUUACUCUGCAUCCAAUGCAAAUUAGAACAUUUCAAAUUACGAUCAAUUAG
Rotaria sordida is the source of this 2979-nucleotide messenger RNA. The record is from the annotation of a GenBank genome assembly. Lineage: Eukaryota; Metazoa; Rotifera; Eurotatoria; Philodinida; Philodinidae.